GUCAGUCGCCAGUCCCGAGCUAAACAAAAGCGGUGGAUCAUACCACUGUGAGCCAAACCCGCAUAAAGCGCGUUCACAUCCCGCAUCAGGGGGCCGCGCUCGACUCUCCAGCAGCAAGAAAGAAAAAAGUUCGCAUUUUCCGAAAAGGCCGCCCGCGCAGCCGUUAGGAAGGAUUAGCUGCAUUUUAAAGUUGACCCUCUCUGUGUUUUUUUUUUUUCCCCUCAUUCUCCUUCCUCUCUGGUGGAGCAGGAGUGGCCGCACGGAGAGGCAGGACCUGAGAUCGGGUUUCAGCGGGGCGAGGAGCAGGAGAUCCGGGAGAUCCGGGGACACGGAGCGCUCGUGGCCCAUCUCCGUGUCCGGGCGGCUCGAGAGCGCCGAGCGCGGCGGGCGAGCGAAGCGAAGGGAGGGAAAGGAGGACGCACGCUGACCGGCUGCCACAGUCAGAAGCACAGAGACAGAGAAACAGCGACCGGACCGGGAUCCGGAGGAAUUCCUCAGGAGGCUCCCGCAGCCCGACGAGGCGGCCGACAUGGACGAGCAGCCCCGGCUGAUGCACUCCCACGGGGUCGGCAUGGCCGGACACCCCGGCCUGGCUCCGCACAUGCAGGACGGCGCGACGGCGGCCGACGGCGAGGCCAGGAAGCAGGACAUCGGGGACAUUUUACAGCAGAUCAUGACCAUCACGGACCAGAGCCUGGACGAGGCGCAGGCCAGGAAACACGCUUUGAAUUGCCACAGAAUGAAGCCUGCUCUCUUCAACGUCUUAUGCGAAAUUAAAGAGAAAACAGUGCUCAGUAUCCGUGGAGCUCAGGAGGAAGAGCCCCCAGAUGCCCAGCUGAUGCGGCUGGAUAACAUGCUUCUGGCAGAGGGCGUGUCAGGCCCGGAGAAAGGGGGUGGGUCCGCAGCCGCCGCUGCCGCCGCAGCUGCCGCCGGGGGGGCCGGCUCCGACAACUCGGCCGAGCACUCGGACUACAGGGCCAAGCUGUCCCAGAUCCGACAGAUCUACCACACCGAGCUGGAAAAGUACGAACAGGCAUGCAACGAGUUCACUACCCACGUGAUGAACCUGCUGCGGGAGCAGUCGCGCACACGGCCCAUCUCGCCCAAGGAAAUCGAGCGCAUGGUUAGCAUCAUUCACCGCAAGUUCAGCUCCAUCCAGAUGCAGCUCAAGCAGAGCACCUGCGAAGCCGUCAUGAUCCUGCGUUCCAGAUUCCUAGACGCCAGGAGAAAGAGGCGGAACUUCAACAAGCAGGCGACAGAGAUCCUCAAUGAGUACUUCUACUCGCACCUCAGCAACCCCUACCCCAGUGAGGAGGCCAAGGAGGAGCUGGCCAAGAAGUGUUCCAUUACAGUGUCACAGGUAUCCAACUGGUUUGGAAACAAGAGAAUCCGAUACAAGAAGAACAUUGGAAAAUUCCAGGAGGAGGCCAACAUGUAUGCUGCCAAGACGGCCGUCAACGCAGCCAACGCGUCCGCUCAUGGCAGCCAAGCCAACUCCCCCUCCACCCCCAACUCGGCAGGUUCUGCUGGCUCUUUUAACAUGUCAAAUUCCGGAGACUUGUUCAUGAGCGUGCAGUCACUCAAUGGGGACUCGUACCAAGGGGCCCAGGUUGGAGCCAACGUGCAGUCACAGGUGGAUACCCUUCGCCAUGUUAUCAGUCAGACAGGCGGAUACAGUGAUGGACUUGCGGCGAGCCAGAUGUACAGUCCGCAGGGCAUCAAUGCAAAUGGUGGAUGGCAGGACGCUACAACCCCCUCAUCAGUGACUUCGCCCACAGAGGGCCCCGGCAGCGUCCACUCCGAUACCUCUAACUGAUCCCUCCUCCACGCAGCGACCCCACACCAACCACAGCAACAACUCCCAACUGCAAAGCCGGCCUUUCCAGCAACCACCAUCCACAAUGGAGGUCAAUCAUCCGCUAAUGUUCCCCCCUGAGUGGGGGUCUACUUUUAACAUGAAACAACAGUAAUGGCAUACCCAGUCUCUGGUUCUGAUUUGAAAUUUGGAAACUAUUUCAAAAGAGAUCCAAAAUAUUUGUACACUUUUAAACAUGGUCAGAUGAUUUGGGUACCUCCCUUUAUAUAAUUUCUCUCAAAAUAACUAAUCUCAAAAAUGAGGAAAAGCAGCCCUUGUAAUUUGUAAAAGCAACACAUUUAUGUAUUGCUUUACACUACCUCUCAGCAAAAAAAAAAAAAAA
This is a messenger RNA of Scleropages formosus (Asian bonytongue), 2198 nucleotides long. It is a transcript of the gene pbx1a, whose product is annotated as pre-B-cell leukemia homeobox 1a. Gene Ontology annotation, molecular function: DNA-binding transcription factor activity, RNA polymerase II-specific; DNA binding. The transcript has 9 exons. The coding region runs from base 530 to 1816 and encodes 428 amino acids. Gene Ontology annotation, cellular component: nucleus. NCBI's taxonomy places the organism in Eukaryota, Metazoa, Chordata, Actinopteri, Osteoglossiformes, Osteoglossidae. The record is from RefSeq and is a predicted model, not a curated record. Gene Ontology annotation, biological process: regulation of DNA-templated transcription.